Messenger RNA from Schizophyllum commune H4-8, 1410 nucleotides. RefSeq names its product tRNA guanosine-2'-O-methyltransferase. NCBI's taxonomy places the organism in Eukaryota, Fungi, Basidiomycota, Agaricomycetes, Agaricales, Schizophyllaceae. Bases 1 to 1410 code for a protein of 469 amino acids. Gene Ontology annotation, biological process: methylation. The record is from RefSeq and is a predicted model, not a curated record. Gene Ontology annotation, molecular function: nucleic acid binding. Gene Ontology annotation, cellular component: cytoplasm. The transcript is spliced from 10 exons.
AUGAGCCGAUUUCUAUUCCAGUUCGCGCAGAGUCAUGAAAAGUUUCGCAUCCCCGAACUCGAGUCCAUCGCCUCACUGUAUGGCUUCGAGCUUGACUUUGAAGGGAAUCGGGACUACACGCGACCGUUCAUGGUCAUUCGUCUGGCGCAUCAGGAGCACGCGCGAUUGCUAGCUAGGAGAUGUAUCUUGAUCAAGUCCGUGCAUGAGUUCUACGCGCAAGGCUCGACGUACGAUGAGCUGCACGCCAAUAACCGCAACGCGCGACCAUUGUGGGAGAAAUACGUCCCGGAUACCUCCUUCAAGUUCGAGAUCUCUGGAUUCAACCACACGAUACCAAAAGCGCGGCAAAGAGACGUGGUCGAGAGCUUCGGCUACAUGGACAUGCUCGGCAAGAUAGACUUGAAGAACCCUGAGAUCGUCAUGUCCGUAUAUGAAGAAUUGUCUUCUCUAGAUAAGAGGCGUGAUGAUACCCCACGAGAUCGGCUUGAAGGGGAUGGUAACUUCAUACAGGUCUACUUCGGAAGGUUGGUGCAGGAAGGAUCAGCUCGAUUGUUAAUACACAAAUUCGACGUCAAGAAAAGGGCGUUCUUUGGGAAUACCAGCAUGGAGGCCGAGAUCUCCCUUCUCAUGGCUAAUCAGACGCUGGCCUCGUCAGGAAAGCUGAUGUACGACCCGUUCAUGGGCACUGGGAGUAUGGCCUACCCUGUAGCGCACUUCGGCGCAAUGAUGUUCGGCUCGGAUAUUGACGGUCGUCAGAUGCGAGGAAAAGCUUCGUCCACAGGGAAGACCCCUGGCGUCUAUCGAGCAGCGGAGCAGUACGGCGUAGCUCAGCGCAUAAUGGACUUGUGCACCUUCGACAUGACUUGGAAUCCGUGGAGGCGAGGUAGCCUCUUCGACGCCAUCGUGACUGACCCGCCUUAUGGCGUUCGCGCUGGCGCGAAACGUCUCGGUCGGAAGAAGGAGAUGACGGAAGAGCGGAAGGCCCUCCAUCUCGAGCGGCAAGCCGCUCUGCAAGAGGCCGGCAACCGCUCGUAUAUCCCGCCAACCAAACCCUACGAGCUGUCUGAGCUAGCUCGUGAUCUCGUCCUUUACGCACGAUACUUGCUAAAACCGGAGGGUCGUCUGGUGUUCUUCCUGCCGACGGUGAACGAGCACUAUCAGGAGGUGGACGUGCAGUCGAUGCUAUGUCCGGGCAUGGAGCUCGUGGCGAAUUCGCUACAGGACUUCGGCGCGUGGGGCAGGCGGCUCAUCACAGUGCGGAAGACCAAACACGACGAGUUCCCGCCGCCAGACUUCCUUGCAAGAGCGCCGCCGUCGGACUUGGGAGCGCCUGCGCAUAAGGACUUUCGCGAGAAGUACUUUGAAGGAUUUAAGAAAGGUGACGAGAAGUCGGCGUCGUCGAAGACAUAA